Messenger RNA from Colletotrichum phormii, 3262 nucleotides. RefSeq names its product fungal-specific transcription factor domain-containing protein. Lineage: Eukaryota; Fungi; Ascomycota; Sordariomycetes; Glomerellales; Glomerellaceae. Gene Ontology annotation, molecular function: DNA-binding transcription factor activity, RNA polymerase II-specific; zinc ion binding; DNA binding. Gene Ontology annotation, biological process: DNA-templated transcription; regulation of DNA-templated transcription. The record is from RefSeq and is a predicted model, not a curated record. Bases 302 to 3058 code for a protein of 918 amino acids. The transcript is spliced from 7 exons.
GUACCCAGCCGGCCAGACCAGCCACCACCACAACCACCACCACCAUAAUCACCAGGCUCCGCUGCCUCCCUCCAUCCCAGUCUCAGUCUCAGUACCAGCACCACCAACACCACAUCCAGAGCCAGCGCCAGAGCCAGACGUUGUUGCGCCUGGGCCACCAGAGCCAGUGACUCGGCCGCUGCCACACCUGUUCCCUCCCACUCGCCCUCCUCCUAUUACUAGUCGACCCGAGAAAUUCGUCGACGACCCUCUUCACCACUACCCUCACGACUCCGUCGCAGCUCACGCUCCACGGUUGCCCAUGGAUGUCGAUAUGUCGACGUCCGACCUUUCGGCCCAGCAGCAGCAGCAGCAGCAGCUCAACCAGCAACAAUCACCACAAAAGUCCGAGUCGCCAUCACAGGCCCAAGGAACCUCUUCCAAUCCCGCUGGUACGAGUCCCAACGCUCAGGGUAGCUCUGCUGCUGCUGCUGCUGCUGCUGCUGCUGCCGCCGCCGCCGCGAACCACUUGAGUUUUCGCAGGCAACGAGCUUCCAGAGCUUGCGAGACAUGUCACGCCCGCAAGGUACGAUGCGACGCCGCGAGCCUCGGCGUUCCCUGCACGAACUGCGUAGCCUUCCAGAUAGAAUGUCGCAUUCCGACCCCUAAGCGCAAGAAGACUACGAAUGCCGGAACGAAUAAGGACUCGGACAGCGAGAAGGGAGAUAAUGCUGAAGAGCGUUCACCGAGAGCUCCCAGUGUUCCUGCGCCAGGACCUGGGACCUUCCCGCCGCGGACACCUGCUGUCUAUCACACCACGGAUGGCACGCCGUCGUCCACCUACACCGAGUUGCAAGCCCGAAAGGAGGAGGUCGACAGUGGCACUUAUCUCAACCUGGUGAUGAAACCAAAGUUCACAAGAGCCCCUAUAACGGAUGCCGGCAGGGUCGCGUACCUAGGAGAGUCGUCCAAUCUGACCUUACUUGUCCAUGACCGACAAGGCUCUUCAGAUGUAGUCCACUAUCCUCUGCCCGAAAAUGUCAGGGGCUCCAGGGCCCGACUGACCGAGCUGGACAAUGUCGAAAUCGAUAUCCUGCACCAGCGCGGUGCCUUCCUACUACCGCCGAGGUCCCUAUGCGACGAACUCAUCGAUUCCUAUUUCAAAUGGAUCCAUCCGAUCGUUCCGGUCAUCAACCGUACCCGCUUCAUGCGGCAGUACCGCGAUCCCAAGAACCCGCCGUCCCUUUUGUUACUGCAGGCUGUGCUGCUGGCCGGCUCGAGAGUCUGCACAAACCCGCAGCUGAUGGACGCCAACGGUUCGACGACGCCCGCUGCCCUGACCUUCUACAAAAGGGCGAAGGCACUCUACGAUGCCAACUACGAGGACGAUCGGGUGACCAUUGUGCAGUCAUUACUGUUGAUGGGAUGGUACUGGGAAGGACCUGAAGAUGUGACCAAGAACGUGUUCUACUGGAGUCGAGUCGCCACCAUCGUCGCUCAGGGUUCCGGAAUGCAUCGAAGUGUUGAGCAGUCACAACUCAGCCGUUCCGACAAGAGGCUGUGGAAACGGAUCUGGUGGACUCUGUUCACACGAGAUAGGUCCGUUGCCGUUGCUCUCGGCCGGCCAGUGCACAUCAACCUCGAUGACUCUGAUGUCGAGAUGCUCACGGAGGAUGACUUUAUCGAGGACGAUGGCGAUCGCAACAGCGAGUACCCCCCGGAUCCCAUACACGUACAGUUCUUCAUGCAGUACGUCAAACUUUGCGAGAUCAUGGGCCUAGUGCUGUCUCAGCAGUACUCGGUAGCUUCCAAAGGACGACAGAGAAACGCCAUCGACUUGACCCAUAGCGAUAUGGCUCUGGCCGACUGGCUCCAAAACUGUCCGAAGAUCGUGUACUGGGAGGUUGCCCGGCAUCACUUUUGGUCAGCCCUGCUGCACUCGAAUUACUACACCACACUGUGCCUCUUACAUAGAGCUCACAUGCCGCCGAAUGGAGGCAGUCGUUUCCCCGACGAUUCUCCAUAUCCUUCACGAAAUAUUGCGUUCCAAGCCGCGGCUAUGAUUACCUCCAUCAUCGAGAACUUGGCAGCGCACGGCGAACUUCGAUUCUGUCCGGCGUUUGUUGUUUACAGCUUGUUCUCGGCCCUGAUCAUGCACGUCUACCAAAUGCGGUCACCGGUCCCAUCGAUUCAGCAGGUGACCCAGGACAGGUUACGAACAUGUAUGCAGGCCCUCAAGGAAGUGUCGCGAGUUUGGUUGGUAGGAAAGAUGGUGUACACCUUGUUCGAGUCCAUCAUAGGAAACAAAGUACUCGAGGAACGGCUGCAGAAGGCUGCGGGCAAGAGGCAUAGGAAAGCGCAACAGGCGCUGGCCCAGCUGGAGCAGCAACAACGCCCGCAGGAUGUCGCCAAGAGGAAGUACGAUGACAUGGCGAUCGACUUCAGCGUCAAUACUCCAACACCUCAAGAGUCCUACGAAAGAUCACGCCCGCAGACUCCCAGCCAUAUGAAGGGCGAUGGAGGCCCUAAUCAGCAGACGAUGCCGCCACCGAUCACAUCACCCAAUGCGAGACAGAACGCAGACACGUUCAUGGGCGGAACCUCCUCUAGGCCACAGACCAGACCAGCGACACCCUUCAACCCUUCAUUCUCAGUGCCGGCCACGCCACCAGACCUCUAUCUUGUUACACGUAACUCACCCAAUAUUUCUCAGUCUUUGUGGGAAAACUUCCAGCCCGACCAGCUUUUCCCAGAUAGCGCAAGUAUGCCAGCAUUCCCACACAUGUCGCCUCCGCCACCGAAUCACCAAGGCCUAGAUGCGGGCCUCAUGGCGCAACUGCAGAAUGGGCAAGGACAGAGCUCCAACAACAAUAGCAGCCUCAACAGCAAUCUCUGGACGGCGAACUUUGACGGCUUGAUGCCGGACGGACAAAGCCCAAGUGACAGCUGGAGUACAGGAUCUGCUCAAGGGCAACCUGUCCCAAACACGCUCAAUGUUGAAGAUUGGUUCCAAUUUUUCGGCAUUAACAACGGCGACCUGGCUAGCAUGAACCUCGAUCUGGGGUUGGGGCCCCAGUAGAGUGAGCAGUAGGGCGAUUUUGCGCAUAUUCCAUUGGCCAUAUCCAUAGUAUUUGCAAUCAAGGUUGACUUACGACUUGCACAUGGCGGGAAGGUGCAUAGCGGAUGUAUCGCCAAAUGAUACCAUCUCGUCACGGGAGCUUCGUAUUUACUUAGUAGCAUGUGUGGGAAAAGUCGGGACAUUCCUGGGCGAGUGACCUAAGCA